Drosophila rhopaloa is the source of this 5411-nucleotide messenger RNA. RefSeq lists its product as uncharacterized. The transcript has 11 exons. Bases 544 to 4023 code for a protein of 1159 amino acids. NCBI's taxonomy places the organism in Eukaryota, Metazoa, Arthropoda, Insecta, Diptera, Drosophilidae. The record is from RefSeq and is a predicted model, not a curated record.
CUGCACAAGGCAACGGUUUAAGUUCGGCGCUUACCGGUUGAAAGAGAGAAAAAGAAAACGAUAGACUGUCUCCUCAGAGAGCCAAAAAAAGAAGAGAGCGAGAGAGAGAAAAGUGAAAGACCGAGAAACCAGCGAAGAAUUCUUCGUGCGCGAUCGCCGACUUUAAAUAACUUCAGUUGCCCUGCAGAAUUCCCAGCGAUCGGUUCAUGCAGCGGAUUAUCGCGUCGCGAAAAUUAUUUUUUUUUUAAGUUCGGUGCUCGUGCAGUGUGAAUUUUUUUUUUAUUGUUUUGUUUAUCGAGUAUCGACUAACCCCCACUUCCUGGCAUGUCGAGGCAGCAAUUAAAACUAUCCGAAACUCGCGCCAAGUGCUAAAAUCCCAAGGAAGUUUACAGUGUGCGAAAGCAAAUUGCAAAAUCCAGCGAAAUAGCAUUAAGGCCACAAGCCCAAAACAAAAAAACCUAAUAAAAUAUAACUGAAAAAAAAAGAACUCAAACGGACGGACAGCUGGUGUUGGCAGCAGCAGGUGUGAGCGAGAGAGCAACAAUGCACCGCACGCAGCCGCUGCUUCUGCUGGCGCUGGCGUUGACGUCGGCGCUGGCUUUGGCGCAUGCGCAGGCGCAGAAUAUAGAUGCCGACUGCAGUUUCCCGGGAUCGCCGGCGCACAGCAGCGUGGUCUUCUCCAAUGCGAAUCUCACCCAGGGCACGGUGGCAUCCUACAGCUGCGAGCGCGGCUUCGAGCUUCUGGGACCGGCGCGGCGUGUCUGCGACAAGGGGCAGUGGGUGCCCGAGGGCAUCCCGUUCUGCGUUCUGAAUGUUGCUGCUGGCAAAGCGCCCAUGCAGAUUUCAACUGAUGGCGCCGGUGCCCCCCAAAAGGCCAUCGAUGGUUCCACGUCCGCCUUCUUCACUCCGGAGACCUGUUCGCUGACCAAGGCGGAGCGAUCCCCCUGGUGGUAUGUCAACCUCCUGGAACCCUACAUGGUGCAACUGGUGCGCCUGGACUUCGGCAAGUCCUGCUGCGGCAACAAGCCGGCCACGAUCGUGGUGCGAGUGGGCAACAACCGACCGGACUUGGGCACGAAUCCGAUCUGCAACCGAUUCACGGGUCUCCUGGAGGCCGGCCAGCCUCUCUUCCUGCCCUGCAAUCCGCCCAUGCCGGGCGCCUUUGUGAGUGUCCACCUGGAGAACAGCACGCCCAAUCCGCUGUCCAUUUGCGAGGCGUUCGUCUACACGGACCAGGCGCUGCCCAUCGAGCGGUGUCCGACGUUCCGCGAUCAGCCGCCGGGGGCAUUGGCCUCGUACAACGGCAAGUGCUACAUCUUCUACAACCGCCAGCCGCUGAACUUCCUGGACGCCCUCUCCUUCUGCCGAUCCCGCGGUGGGACCCUCAUCAGCGAAAGCAAUCCGGCGCUGCAGGGCUUCAUCAGUUGGGAGCUGUGGCGACGUCACCGCAGUGACGUCAGCUCGCAAUACUGGAUGGGAGCGGUGCGGGAUGGCAGCGAUCGGAGCAGCUGGAAGUGGGUGAACGGCGACGAGCUGACCGUCUCCUUCUGGAGUCAUCCGGGUGGCGACGAGGACUGCGCCCGGUUCGAUGGCUCCAAGGGAUGGCUGUGGAGCGACACCAACUGCAACACGCUGCUCAACUUUAUAUGCCAGCACCAGCCGAAGACCUGCGGACGGCCGGAGCAGCCGCCCAACUCGACGAUGGUGGCCUUGAACGGAUUCGAGGUGGGCGCCCAGAUCAAGUACAGCUGCGAUGCCAACCACCUGCUGGUGGGUCCGGCCACGCGGACUUGUCUGGAGACGGGCUUCUACAACGAGUUCCCGCCGGUGUGCAAGUAUAUCGAAUGUGGUCUUCCGGCCAGCAUUGCCCAUGGUUCCUAUGGUCUGCUGAACAACACGGUGGGCUACUUGAGCCUGGUGAAGUACUCCUGCGAGGAAGGAUACGAGAUGAUAGGACGCGCCCUGCUGACCUGCGACUUCGAUGAGCGCUGGAAUGGACCACCGCCCCGCUGCGAGAUUGUGGAGUGCGACACACUGCCGGGCAAUUACUACAGCACCAUUAUCCAUGCGCCCAAUGGCACGUACUACGGAUCCAAGGCGGAGAUCAGUUGUCCGCCGGGAUAUCGCAUGGAGGGACCGCGAGUGCUCAGUUGCUUGGCCAGUGGCCAGUGGAGCAGUGCCCUGCCGCGCUGCAUCAAGUUGGAGCCGUCCACUCAGCCCACGGCUGCGCCCACCGUCCCUGUGCCCUCGUCGGUGGCCACGCCCCCGGCCCCGUCUCCGCCCUUCCGGCCCAAGGUCGUCGUCCAGAGUUCCACCACCAGCCGCACCCCCUACCGCCCGGCCGUCUCCACAGCGAGCAGCGGAAUCAGCGGCAGUUCCACCAGCACAGUGGGCACGUACCCGAGCCUCAGUCCCACGCAGGUGGAGAUCAACGGCGAAUCUGAGUCCGAGGAGGACAUCAAUGUGCCACCAGUGCCGGGAACCGUUCGCGAGGAGUUCCCGCCCCGCCGCACCGUCCGUCCCGUGCUCAUUCCGAAGAAGCCGAGCAGCACGCCAGCGGCCUUGCCGCCCACCACCCACCAGGUGCCACCGCAGCCACCCUCCACAUAUGCACCCACACCACCCCGCACCCGAGUCCCGAGCGGAUCAUCAGGGAGCGGCGGAGUGGAGAGCACCACCCGGAACACGCAGCAGAUCAUCGCCAACUCGCAUCCGCAGGACAACGAGAUCCCCGACAGCGUCAACAUUCAGCAGAACCAGUCGCCCAAUGUCAACGUGCCCUUCGCCGUCGACAAUCCCGACCGCAAGGAGACCAAGGAGGCCAAACUCAAUCUGGGCGCCAUCGUGGCUCUGGGCGCUUUUGGUGGCUUCGUCUUCCUGGCCGCCGUCAUCACCACGAUCGUGAUCCUUGUGCGAAGCACCCCGAACAGCCAACGGCGGCACCUAGCCAAACACUUAACCGCUUACCAACAUCAUCAUGCUCAUCAUCACCACCACCAGCAGAUGCAGCAGCAGUUCCAGCAGCAGCAGCAACAGCAACAGCAGCAACAGCAGCAGCAACAGAAGAAGUACCACCAGAAGUACCAGCAGCAAAGUCAGCAGAAGUACCAGAAGUACCAGAACCAACCAAACUGCCAGCCGAAGAAAGCCCAGGGAAUCGGGAUGGGGAUGGGGAUCGGGAUCGGGAUCGGAAUACCGCGGCCCAGUCGACUGCCCAGCUAUGCCACGGCGACGGCCACCAGUGCCACCAGCUACGCCUCCACCGCCCAACUAGCUCAGCUAUUCCCGGGUGGCUCUAGUGGUGCAGGUGCAGGAGCAGCUGGUGGUGGUGGUGGCGCCACGGACUAUGGCAGCAUCGGAUCGGGCAGCGGUGGUGGCCUGGUGGCAGCGCCCUCAUCCCUGUGGUACAACGUACUGGCCCUGCCCUUUGACGACCAGAAGCUGGGGCGGCGGGAGUUCAGCAGCUAUGGGCGUGGCUAUCGCGCACGGGCCGGACUCUUCAGCAGCACCCACAUAAAUCGAACCACGCAACACUAUCGCCAUCGCGCCUCACCCGACUGCAACACUGUGGCCAGCUUCGACAGCUCCACCUCAGGAUCACGCAAUGGACUCAACAGGUACUACCGCCAAGCCUGGGAGAACCUGCACGAGUCCGCCUCGAAGAACAGCUCGCACAACGCUCUGCGCCGCAAGGAGACCCUCGAUCCGCCCAGCAUGACCCGAUCCCGCGACAAUCUGCGCGACAACAUGCAGCGCUCCCGCGAAAAUCUCGACAGAUGCGGCAGGGACAACUACGGCAUGCGGGAUGACUCCGAGAUGGUGGUGUCCUCGGUGGUGUCGGACGUGUGCCUCAAGGGCGAGAAGAAGCGCCACCACCACCACCACCACAAGAGCAGCUCGCGCAACGGCGACUACCGCGACCGGGAUCAGUCCUCCGGCAGGCGCGACCACCACCGACAUAGUGGCGGCGGCGGCGGUGGAGGAGGUGGUGGCGGCGGAGGCGGUGGUGGCGGCCACUAUUGACCAACCAUGGUCAUCACCAUCAACGUGGAGCGGCAGUAGCCAAAACGAGAGUCGAGGCCAGCAGUCGGCGUAGGAAUCGGAUUCGGAUUCAGAUUCGUAUUAAGGAAUCGCAAUCUGAAAGCUGCAGCGAGCGCAACAACGAAACGUUUUUUGUUUAAUUUUAGCAACAGUUUUUUUUCGCGCUUUAGUUAUGUAAGAUCGAGAAAAGGGUUCGGCAAAUUGUGGAGGAGACUUUUCUGUUCAUAGCGAAAAGCAGCGCAAGAGAUCCUUUAACUUGCAAGUCAAUACUUAGCUAUACUCGUAUGCGACAUUUAUUCGGGGCAAAAUACUGGGGCCUCUGGAGAUUUAAGAACCAUAGCUUAAAGAAAUAUCUAGAGAUAUUAGGUUUGUGACUCCAAAAUGUAAUAUUUUUUUAUUUCAUGGUUAAAACUAUAAAAGUAUAUAGUGAUUUAUAAUCACUUAUUCUUUUUUUUUUAAUUUUCUUUCUCUUGUGUUCUGUUUUUGUAGCCCUAUCUAUGGUGACCCUAAAUCACCCAUAAGAAUGUCUAAAAUUUCACAAUAUUUUUAAAUAUUACUGAAAGAUUUAGUUAGAGACAUAAAAGCACCAAGUAUCAGUUUAAAUUGUAUGGUUUUUAAAGCUCCAGGGCUGCGGGGAAGCCCCUCCAUAUGUAUAAUGUGCACUCGUGCUCAGAUUUGGUCCGAACUCGUAUAACUUAUUCGCAAAGCUUUCGUAAGGUUCUUAGUUAAAUUGUCUCUAUGAAUUAGUUGUAUGUAAAGGCGUGAACAGGGCAAAAAGUCGAGGCGUAGUAAUUAGUUGCAAGGCACCAGCACCCACAUCCACCCCAAAACCCCUCCACCCGUCGCCCCUUUCCCCUUUACCCUCUCACCUACCCCCCUCACCCAGCAAGCAGAUCAAAGCUGCAGCCAAAUUAUGUGCAACUUGGUUUCGUUUGAGGUCUCAAGCCAAAUCGACUUGCUCAUAGUCGCAAAUUAGUUACGUAAACAUUAACACUAGAUAGAACCACCCACAUCCAUUUCCCCCCAAGAUAAAUCCACAUUUAAAUCACCUAUCAAUCGCAACCGAUAAUAAUGAAAUCGUAGUACGCGUGCCACAGAACUUACAGUAUAAAAAUCUGCACAGCAUCUGAAGAAUAUAAUAUAAUUAACCCGCACCAAGCUGCACCAUUCCAUUAUUUUUUUUAACCUACAUACCUUUAUACAUAUAUGUGUAUCGCCCUGUAUUUGUAUUUCUAGAGUCUUGUAAUUUGUAGAUUUUGUUCUCGAGUGUGUAUUCGUCGAGCGGUCCAGUGCUAAAAUACCGCUUAGUAUGCAAUAUUAUUUGAAUUUCGUGCAUUAUUUCCAAUGUAAAUAAUAAUAAUUUAUUUCAU